GGGGCUGGGCGGGGCCGCGGCGGGGAGCCGCAGGAUAGCUCCGCACUCGCGUACUGCGCGGGGUGACGGACGCUGCGGUGGUUGGAGCAGCGGCAGCGCGAGUGGCUGUAACGGCCGCAACGGCUAGCUGCUGGUGGCCAUGCUGGACCGCGAGCGCGGCUGGAGCGUGUCGUUCGCUGGCUGCGGUUUCCUGGGCGUCUACCACAUCGGCGCGGCCACCUGCCUGCAGGAGCACGCCCCGCACAUCAUUCGCGACGCACGGCACAUCUACGGCGCCUCGGCCGGAGCGCUGGCCGGCGCCGUGCUGGUCGGAGGCGGCUCGCUGGCUGAAGCUUGUGCAGAUGUUCUGGCAUUAGCGAAAGAAGCUAGAAAGCGAAAUCUUGGACCUCUUCAUCCUUCCUUCAACGUGAUAAAGAUAAUACGAGAUGGACUGAUGAGAAAUCUUCCAGAAAACACUCACCAGUUGUCAUCAGGCAGACUGUGUAUUUCACUAACCAGAGUAUCAGAUGGUAAAAAUACAUUGAUAUCUAAUUUUAACUCUAAAGAAGAAGUUGUCCAGGCUUUGAUCUGUAGUUCAUUUGUCCCCAUUUAUUGCGGCCUAAUUCCACCAUCAUUUAGAGGUGUGCGCUAUGUGGAUGGAGGAAUCAGUGACAACUUGCCUCAGUAUGAAUCUAAGAAUACAAUCACAGUUUCACCUUUUGCUGGGGAGUGUGAUAUCUGCCCAAAGGGGAAUUCAGCCAAUUUUCAUGAAAUGAACUUGACCAACACCAGCAUUCAGCUCAGUUUGGGGAACCUUUAUCGUUUAACACAAGCACUCUUUCCACCAGAACCUAAGGUACUUGGAGAGAUUUGUGAGCAAGGAUAUUCAGAUGCUUUUAAAUUCUUGAAAGAGAAUGGUAUUCUGAAUGACUCAAUUUAUGUCAGCUUGUCCUUCACAAAAAGAAAUCCACAUGAGGCUGUGCAACACGUUGACUAUAUGAAGAAAAAAAAUAUUUCUGAAAACAACAGAGUGGAAACUUCAAAAGUGGAAGUACUCAGUAACCAGAUAAAACAAAAUUCAUGGCCUUUGGAGAAGAGCAUAUUUGAGAGUCUACCUCCUAGGCUUCGUAAAGCACUGCAGGAAGCCUGUAAAGAACCAAAUGGAUUCUAUGCUCAGUUCUCUAAACUCUUCCCAAUACGAGUGAUAUCUUACCUGAUGCUACCAUAUACACUGCCUGUGGAGUCUGCUUAUUCUGCUGCUUUACGGUUAGUGAACUGGUUUCCUGACAUGCCGGCUGAUGUUCGAUGGAUGCAAGAACAGUUUUGUCAGAUUGCUGGUACAGUUUAUUCCCAGGCCAAAAGGAGGCUUUUCUGUACAUCCAGGAAAGACAAUUAUGCAUCGUUAAGGAAAUGUCAAACUGCCCCAUCUACUGUGGAAUUUCAUUCCUCAUACUGUCAUCUUCAUCACUGUCAUCAAGUGCCUCACUCUUCUGUGGACAUUGAAACCUGGCUCUGGGAGUCUUCACAAUACAUGGACUCAGUUAUGAAACAUGUUUCUGCUAAUCCAAAGGAGCAGUCAGACUCCUAUCCUAAUUUUCUCCCAAAUUCUGAUGAGUCUGGACUGGAAAUAGAUUUUGACUCUUCCUCAGAGACAAGUUUCCAAACUUGUCCAGAAUUAAUUCCAGAAAAUUAAUGUGGAAAUAGAUUCCAAGCUUCCAAAAUUCCAGUUUGGCAGAGAAAUUUAAAUCCUAAAAGACUAAAGGUCACUUUCUUUAUUGCCAAUAAGUCUUGGAGUAUUGUUUACAGUUUCCUAAAAAAUCUGCCUUUAGAAUUCUUAUAUUUUAUGGAUCAUAAAAAAAAAUGUGGUUGCUAUUACUAAGUAACAGACUGCAUGUCUGUCAAAGCACCAGCUCAGUGAACUAUAGUAAGGCUUGCAGUAAACAGUGUCUCUCUGGAAAUCAGAUUUUAAAAAAUCUACUUUCAGAAUAAAAAAAAUCAAUUCUGUAAGCAGCUUGUUAGACGAACAAACACUGAAAACAAAAGUUUUUUUUUAAAAUACAAUUCCUAAUGAUAUGUUUUAGGAUUACUUUUAUAGCACUUAAAUGAAAUUGAACGUGUACUACAUAAAGGGAAUUACACAUCUGAGCUUUUUAGUGGCUUCCUAUGUCUGUUUGCCUUAUGUUUGAACAUACUGGUCUAUUUAUGGAAAAGUUGUCUGCAUGAGAUACUGUAGGAACAGUAUCAUUCUAGGUUCUUUUACAUACUGCACAGUUCAUAUUACUGCUCAAGUUCCUCUAUGGCUCUUCCUUGUUUUAAAUACUUCAAUGGAAAAAGUUGUAAGAACUGGGACACUUUCACAUGAAGUGUAAACAGGUACAGUUUCAGUGACUUCAUAGGACUUUUGUGUACUUAAAAAGAGCUUAAUACUUGACUAAGUAUUGAAAAGUAGGUAAAAUAGUGGCUGUGAUUAGUAGCACAAAGUAAUUUGAGGUGUUUAACUUUAUGGCAAAUGUGAACGUACAUCAAUGUAUAGAAAGUGGUAGAUGUUGUUUUGGUCUUCUAAUUGCUACCCAAUCAUUCUUGAUAAUUUCCUCCCCCCCUCCUUGCUUGAGAUAUUUUUUUUCUCUCCUUUCACUUCCCUCUUGCUAGAGGGGUGAAGAAAAAAAGGUCUUUUCUAUCUCAGUGAGGUAUGAUAGCCCAAAGGAAGUUUUCCAAGAACAAUUGCUGGAAGAAGCAAAAAAAAAACUUAUUGAAGUAACAAUAUCCAGGGCCAUGUGCAAAGGCCUCAAAUAAUGAUUUGAAAAUCAGCCAACUCUUAUCUGUGUUGAGUGAUGAGGAUUUUAAAUACCCCCCUACAAACAUUAUACAUGAUUUUAAUAAAGACAACAUAUCAGUGUAUGAAUACUUCAGGAAAAAUAAGUAACUGCUGAGAUUUAACUACCCUUUUGAUGUUUUGGUAUCAUGUCUUCGACAUAGUUGUUUUUACAGUAGAAGGAAACAACUGUGUCUUCAGAGGUCAGGUUGUGCAUGUGGGAUGGGGCAGGUCUGUGACAUUUGAAGGCUUCUCUUUCAAGAAUAUGAGUUCUGGGCAACCCAGGUGCAGUCCAGGGAGGAGACUAUGCAUGCUUACUGAAAGCAUCCUGUAAAAGGAGUAGCAGACUUCAGGAAUGUGAUGCUCAGGAGAGAAGAAAAGGGAAUGUCUGUUGCUGUAGCGUCAACUAUGCUACGUAGAAAUCUUUCAGAUAGCAAAAUCUAGCAUUUCUGAAUUGGACCAGCAUUUAAAUGGUUUAUCAGUUUCUCAGAUUUCCCUAGGCUCCAAGUGCUAAAUUUUACAACAUUAAAAUGAUUAAAAUGAAUGGCGGGGGACAGGGGAGAAACUGUCAAGCUAUCAAUUUUAUGUUACAGAAGACUUUUACUUCAACUGCUUUAUUCAUUUAUUGUGUGUAUGCAUUUUUAAAUUUGCAAGAAAAUUUGGAAGUGUUAUUGUAACCACAACUAAAAGAUAGAAGUUCUGAGUUUUAUUGUCUCAAGCUUUUUGUAACAUUUAACAGAAUGUUAUACAAUUAGUUUUACCAGUAUCUUUUAGAAUUUAAGCAUGAUUGACAAGUUCUGCUUUCUGUGUACUGAGGUAGUUCUACUAAAUACAUUUAAAUCAAUAUUACCCCCUUCUUCCAUUCUGCAUAGCUCCAAUUUUCUCUAAUUUUUCUAAAAUAAAAAGACAAUCUCUUUUGUUACCACA
Cygnus atratus (black swan) is the source of this 3718-nucleotide messenger RNA. RefSeq names its product 1-acylglycerol-3-phosphate O-acyltransferase Pnpla3-like. Gene Ontology annotation, cellular component: lipid droplet; cytoplasm; membrane. Gene Ontology annotation, molecular function: triacylglycerol lipase activity. The record is from RefSeq and is a predicted model, not a curated record. Lineage: Eukaryota; Metazoa; Chordata; Aves; Anseriformes; Anatidae. Bases 140 to 1672 code for a protein of 510 amino acids. The transcript is spliced from 9 exons. Gene Ontology annotation, biological process: triglyceride catabolic process; positive regulation of triglyceride catabolic process; lipid homeostasis.